This is a messenger RNA of Drosophila mojavensis, 3520 nucleotides long. RefSeq names its product protein daughterless (gene da). Gene Ontology annotation, biological process: regulation of transcription by RNA polymerase II. Gene Ontology annotation, molecular function: RNA polymerase II cis-regulatory region sequence-specific DNA binding; protein dimerization activity; DNA-binding transcription factor activity, RNA polymerase II-specific. The coding region runs from base 413 to 2449 and encodes 678 amino acids. The transcript is spliced from 2 exons. NCBI's taxonomy places the organism in Eukaryota, Metazoa, Arthropoda, Insecta, Diptera, Drosophilidae. Gene Ontology annotation, cellular component: transcription regulator complex. The record is from RefSeq and is a predicted model, not a curated record.
GAAUGACGCACGAAGAGAACAAAGAUGGCGUUCCCGAUGGUAGCACGAACAAAGCAAGCAGAAUACUAAAAUUAGAAAUGUUUUGAAUCUAUAAAAAAAAGUAAACGUUGUUCAAACUGUAAAUGCUUUAAAUGUGCUUUUUGAAAUGUUUUGCCAUGUGUAAAUUAAAAGAAUAUUACUCUUAGUAACCAUUCGACAAAACUUAGUUUUGUGUAAAUCAUAACAUACAUACAUACAUAUAAAGUUUGUGUGUUCGUGGUCAAAAGAAAUACAAUUCUGAUCUACACCUUUUUAUAAUUACAAAAGUAAAAUAGUUGUGAAAAAAGUGUAAAAAAAUAUUCAACACCAGCAACGAAUUAAACUCUAAGAAAAUAUUUAAAUUUUGUUCAAGUUUUUUAAUACAUAAGAAAGAAUGGCGACCAGCGAUGAUGAACCGAUGCACUUGUAUGAGGUGUUUCAAAAUUGUUUCAACAAAAUAGCAAAUAAGCAACCCCCAGGAACAGUCGUAUCUGAACGGGGAGGGGGCUAUCACUCACCAUAUGGGAGUCUUGCUGUUGAAAACGGAAUAUACCCUAGUGAUUUUAAUUCUAUUCACGAUACCAACGGGAGCAAUAAUAGAUUUGCCAACACAACGACGGUUGAUCAGUAUUUUGAUUCCGGGGCAACUAGUAGCGCUGGAUGGUACCAAUCACAAAUGCAUAACAGUACUAAUUAUAUGAGUCAAACGACAUAUCAGACCAACGCACCCAUAUCUUCACAUUCAAUGGAACACCAACAAGUUCAUAAUGCUGAGGGUUUAACAAAUAGUACGAAUGUUGGCAUGCACAUAGGAGGUGAAAGUGGUCAGAUUGGUAUGCACAGUCCGGCAUCGACAUCUCUUCCUCCAAUGAGUUCGUUUCGUGGUGGCUCGGGUUCUUUACCAAAUAUUGGGCAGCCGACAGUUCUGUCGCCAGCAGUGUACAAUUCGCCACAACACAAUCAGACAGCAGUGCAACAUACAUCCUUGUCUUCUGCUGGGCAAAUAACCCACCAUUCCUUAAACCAUACCCCGCUACCUCACGCACAUUCCCAUCAUAAUCAACCACAGCUUAGUCCUGCAAUUCAAAAUACUGAUGGCUUUGGCGGAAUAAAUACGAAAGUAUCUGGAGCUACUAAUUCGGCGGCAGCGUCAUUACGACAGCAGAUAUACAUGUCAGCUGCAGCAGCUGACCAGAGUAUAAGCAGUUUCAGUUCGAACCCAUCAACACCUGUUAAUUCACCCCCACCAUUAACACAGUCUGGAGUUGGGGAUGGGACAGUUUCUGGAAACGCCGUAUGGAAUCAUAAUGUUUUAAAUGGUAGUGGCGCUUCAAAUUAUUCAAGCGAUAUUCUACCGGUAACUAGCUUACAUACCAUGGCAUCUGUUUUUCAAGGCGCUCGAAUGGAAGAGCGCUUGGAUGAUGCUCUCAAUGUUCUUCGGAACCACUGCGAACCGGAACUGUUAACAAAUGUUAAUACUUUAAAUUCAAUAGACAAUACAGAAACAUUAUCUUCCUUUGUGGCCAAUUCACCUUCAUCCCAUCUAGUUGGCAGCGGUAGCUCUGCUGGGAAUGGCGCACUAGUACCUAAUUCGUCAAAUACCCUGACGCAUGAAGUUAUUUCAUUGAGCACGCCUGCAGCUGGUGCAAACGCGAUUCAAACAAUUGGAGCUUCUAGCUUAACAAAUAAUAUAAAAAUGGAACGAAGUGUCUCGGCAUCAAUAUCGGCAUCCUCAAAACCAACUAAAAAACGUAAAGAGCAAUUAGGAAUCAGUAAUAUCACACACACAGGUGUAUCAACAACUUCUAGUAUAUCGAAUCUGGAAAUGUCCGACACAAAGCCUACGAGCUCUAUUGAGUCUUCAAAUGCAACACAGCUGCAGCAGCUGUCUCAAGGUACAAAAGGUUCAAAGAGACCUCGUAGAUAUUGUUCCUCAGCGGACGAUGAUGAUGACGCGGAGCCAGCUGUCAAAGCUAUUCGUGAAAAAGAACGGCGUCAGGCAAACAAUGCUCGUGAACGCAUUCGUAUACGUGAUAUUAAUGAGGCUUUGAAAGAAUUGGGACGCAUGUGUAUGACACACCUAAAAUCUGACAAACCUCAAACUAAGCUGGGUAUUCUUAAUAUGGCCGUGGAAGUUAUUAUGACUUUAGAACAACAAGUUCGAGAACGAAACUUAAAUCCGAAAGCUGCAUGCUUGAAGCGUCGAGAGGAAGAAAAAGCGGAAGAUGGACCCAAAUUAAAUUUACAACAUCACAUGAUACAACAGCCAUCUGUUAGCGGAAAUACUUAUCAUCAUAGCCAGCCUUCACAGCUUGUUGUUCCUCCACCUACGCAAACUAUAAGCAACAUGAGCUUACCAGCUAAUCAGUCUAGUAAUGUUUUACCACCACAUUUACAGCAGCAGCAACAAAUUGGACAACAUCCACAAUAGCAUGAUGUCAGCAAUGAUCUGAAAGCAUCAUCAUCUUCCAUUACAACUCAACUAAUCCCAGAUACUUCAAAGUACUCAUCAGCCUUUGAGCUAGACCAACACCUGCUAAGCAAUUUUUUUAGGCGCUAUCAUGCGACUCAAACCAUUUCUGAGACAAUGUCCCCUUUGCAACACCCGUAGUAUGUUCUUUUGUCUAUAUUAUUGGGUUUUAGGCACAAGCACCUAUAUCAUUUAAAAAAUUUUUUUUACCAAUUGUAUAGACUUCAUUUUAUCUUUAUUGACGAGGUAAGAUUAUUUGUAGUUAUUUGAAUUGGAUUGAAUUAUAUAUAUCAUAUUAAAUUUAUAUUAAUAUGUGCGAUGUCACUGUAGCCAGCUCUUUAAACUUUCAUUCAUUCAUAUUGUAUAAGGUCUAUUUAGAAUUAAAAAAAAAAAAAAAUUAAAUAAAUAAAUAAAAAAAUAAAAAUAAAAAAAAUAAAAAAUAAAAAAAAUAAAAAAAAAAAAUCUUACAAAAAUCAAAAAUUCUUACAUAAAGAGUUUUUCUUGUAUUCCCCAUAUUUAUUUAAGAAAAUUCAGAUUAAUUUCUCUUAUUCGUCUUAAUGCACGGGUGUAAUUAAAAAAAUGUAUUUCUAUAGAAUAUGAUUUGAUGUACACACACAUAUAUAUAUGCAUUACUAUAAACUGAGUACUUACAAUAAGUAUUAGAAUGAAAUAAUCGUUAAAUAAAAAUUAAUGCUAUUUGUUAUUUUUACUUUAGAUUUAAAAACAACUUUUUUAACGGUUAUCAUAAACGAUAGAUUAGGUUAACUUUAAAUAAAGAAUUAAAAUGCUAUUUUAUGUGCAGCGUUCAAAAACUUAUUGAUAUAGGCAACAAUUUUGUACUUAAAUCAUCGUUAAUAGGCUGCCAAAAUUGAUCAAUGCUGCUUAGAUAGUUGAAAGCAAUUAUGUUCUGCGACGAUAUUCAGAGCAUUAUUGACAGAAAAUGUAUAAUAUAUUAUGAGUAUUUUAUUUACCUAACAGUGUUUAUAACUUUUGUGUUAAUCGCUAUGCUAUUAAACGAAAUAAGCUUCUUAA